This is a messenger RNA of Perca flavescens (yellow perch), 6726 nucleotides long. RefSeq names its product castor zinc finger 1 (gene casz1). Gene Ontology annotation, cellular component: nucleus. Gene Ontology annotation, biological process: positive regulation of transcription by RNA polymerase II; regulation of neuron differentiation. The record is from RefSeq and is a predicted model, not a curated record. Lineage: Eukaryota; Metazoa; Chordata; Actinopteri; Perciformes; Percidae. Gene Ontology annotation, molecular function: RNA polymerase II transcription regulatory region sequence-specific DNA binding; DNA-binding transcription factor activity, RNA polymerase II-specific. The coding region runs from base 304 to 6369 and encodes 2021 amino acids. The transcript is spliced from 19 exons.
GGCAGAGAGAGAGAGCGACACAGAGAGCGACAGAGGGAGAGAGAGAACAGGGAAGGGGGAGGCUCCAUAUUCUUUCACCUACCCCCUGUCAAACCACAGGAAGGAGGGGCCAGACCCUAAGCUGCCAAUCAAAUCCGCUUGUGGCAGCCGGCAUUAUCUCAGCAACAAACUAUUGACAGAUUACAUGUCAAGGAGUUUAGUGCAUGAUUGAAGGAAGCCUUUUUUAUGUAGUUACUUUUCCGCUUUAUUUCCCCCUCCACGAACCAACAUUUGAAUGACUUUCUAACAGAGUUGAGUAAUAUUAUGAAAGUUACAUGUCUGAGAGGAUUUAACUUCGACUUCCCUGAAUAUGCUGAAAGGAGUUUAUGCACUGAAACGACCUCAGGAAAACCCAAGAUGGCCGCCAAAAGGAAAGGUGGCUUAAAACUCAACGCUAUCUGUGCCAAGCUGAGCCGCCAGGUGGUGUUCGACAGUAGCUCCCAGAAUGCAGAGGGAGACCAGAGUGUAGCAGGAAACAGUGAGCGUGGCAGUUCUCACUACGAUGACACUGAGACCAACUUCCCAGAGAGCCUUAACCUCAGUCAGAGCCUAGAGGAGGACCAGAAGAGACGCGAGGCCAUUGAGAAGUGGGUCAACGGCGAGUACGGCGAUGAACCGCCAGCUCCCGAUGAUGAACAGGAGCAUGAACUCAAAGUCAGCAAUGGCGAAGAUGACCCUCCUGAGGGCGUGUACAUGGUACAGCCCACAGGCUGCAGCGAUGACGAAGACAACGUAGAGGAGGGCGAGCCAGUGGCAGGCUCUCAGGAGGACAGUUACCAUGAUGACAAAGAAGCUGAAGUCAGGCCUUCAAAAGACAGCACCUACAUGCCACCAAGCGAGGCCCAAAGUCACCAAGCACCUUUCUCCUCUACAGGAGAAGCAUCUGCCCUGCGAGACUAUGCAGCCAACACCAUGAAUGAAUUUUUGGGAAUGUUCGGUUAUGAUGACCAGCAGGUAAGGGGUGAGCUGACCAAGAAGAUCAGCUUUGAGAAGCUCAAAGCUGCUACCUCAGACCCCUCAUCCCUCAGCAGUGAGGAGGCCUCACGCCGUGCUCGCUUCUCCAAGUACGAAGAGUACAUUCGCAAGCUAAAAGCUGGGGAGACCCUACCUUGGCCCAUGCAUGCUUCCCCACCCAAACCAGACGACCUCAACCCAAAACUGGCCCAAGACAAGAGCGCUACCAUGCUCCAGACGUCUGGGUGCCUCCCAGGAGCCGAGACACAGAUCUAUCCCCCCAGCCUGGACCACAAACAGCCAGGAGGACCUCAGCUGAGCACUUCUCAGCCACCAAAUCCCUCUCACAUCCAGAACAUGGCAUCCCGAGCCUCCAAGUAUGACUUCUUUAUUCAGAAGCUGAAGAUGGGUGAGAGUUUACAGCAGCAGAAUGGCAAUGCUUACAAGCGACCCUCCAAGUACGACCUGGAAAACGUCAAGUUUCUGCACCUCUUCAAGCCUGGUGAGGGCAACCCUGACAUGGGCGGUGCCAUCGCCUUUAAGACUUGCAAAGUGGGCCGCCCUUCGAAGUAUGACAUCAGAACAAUUCAGAAGCUAAUGCCAGGAAAUCCCGAGGCCUCACUGAUGCCCAAUGUCCUCGCUACAGCACCAGGAAACCCGGGAGCUCCUGGUGUCCCCACCGUGAGCACAGCUGGGGCCAGCAUCGCUCCAGGGCUGACAAUAGACCAGACAGGACACUUAAGCUUCAAUGCUGCUGACUACCUGAAGUCCAGCUUUUCCAAGACUGACUCCAUCACCACGGGCACUGUGUCCUCCGUUAAGAAUGGCCUGCCACCAGAUAAACCCGCCAGCGACGACAUCAACCUCUACCAGAAAUAUAUUGCCAGAUUCUCUGGAAGUCAACACUGUGGACACGUGCACUGUGCCUACCAAUACAGAGAGCAUUACCACUGCAUGGACCCUGAGUGUAACUACCAGGUGAGCAGGUUUACCAGUAAGCAGGAUGUAAUCAGGCACUACAACAUGCACAAGAAGAGGGACAACUCGCUGCAGCAUGGCUUCAUGCGCUUCAGCCCUCUGGACGACUGCAGUGUCUACUACCAUGGCUGCCACCUCAAUGGAAAAAGCACCCAUUACCACUGCAUGCAGGUGGGCUGCAGCAAGGUGUACACUAGCACCUCAGACGUCAUGACCCAUGAAAACUUCCAUAAAAAGAAUGCCCAGCUGAUCAACGAUGGCUUCCAGAGAUUCCGUGCCACUGAGGACUGUGGCACAGUCGGAUGUCAAUUCUAUGGGCAGAAGACUACACACUUUCACUGCAGGCGCCCAGGAUGCACAUUCACCUUCAAAAACAAGUGUGACAUUGAGAAGCACAAGAGCUACCACAUCAAGGAUGAUGCAUAUGCCAAAGAUGGCUUUAAGAAGUUCUAUAAGUAUGAGGAGUGCAAGUACGAGGGCUGCGUGUACAGCAAAGCUACAAACCACUUCCACUGCAUCCGCUCAGGGUGCGGCUUCACCUUUACCUCCACUAGCCAGAUGACCUCCCACAAGCGCAAACACGAGCGCCGGCACAUCCGCUCCUCUGGGGUCAUGGGCCUCUCUUCCGCCUACCUGGCGCCAAAGGAUGAGCCAGAGGAAUCGAGCAAUGACGACCUGAUGGACUUCUCGACCAUCAGCAGCAAGAACUCCAGCCUGAGUGCCUCACCUACAACCCAGCAGUCCACCACUGUAUCGCACCUGUUGGCUACGCCUACCACUGCUGUCUCCUCCUCCUCUACAUCGGUCCACACCCUCAAACCCACAUCCUCGCUGCCCAGUGCAGGCCAGCGAAUGUCCAGCCUGCUGUCCCAGGCCCUGCCUAGCAACAUGCCCGUGGCCCUUGCUCUUUCUAACAAUGCCCUGGCCGGCUCCAACCCGUUCUUCCCCCUAAUACCCAGGAUGCCUCUCCAACCACCUCCGCCAGCCGCUAGCCUGAUAUCUGCUAUAUCUUCUGGGACCCACUCCAUGCCCACCGACUCACUGACCCAAGGUUGCUCCACAUUGGGUGCAGAUGGAGCCAUGGCCUCUACCCCAACGUCCUUCGCCACCUCCUCCAUCAUGGAGAAGAUCUCGGCAAGCAAAGGUCUGAUAUCACCCAUGAUGGCCAGACUGGCAGCUGCUGCCCUGAAGCCCUCCAACAACCAAAACACAGGGAACGGGCAGCCGGCUUCAGCCAGCCAGUUCAAUCUGGUUCAAGUGAAGCAGGAGCCAAUGGACAACUCUGGGGCCUCCCAAGACUCCACGCAGGAGCACAGCCUGGACCUGAGCAAGAAAGACCACAGUAAUGAAUCAAACGGACACCCUGUACCAGGGAAUACAUCUCUUUUAUCCUCGCUUAUGAAUAAGAUGUCACGGGUGAACCCUGCCCUGUUCAGCGCCAUGAACCUGAAGACAGAGCUGGAGGCAAGCCAGGGCAGCAACAGCUCGGAGGCAGCACAGUAUCUGAACAGAGUGCUGAAGAGGCCGCUGCCAGAAAAACCCACUGAGAUCUGGAGGACAUACCUCCGCAGGUUUGACACAGAUGACUUCUGUGAGGCUCAGUGCGACUUCCUUCAGAAAGUGCACUUUCACUGCCUGGUAGAGGACUGUGGUGCACUCUUCAGCACUGUGGAUGGGGCCAUAAAACAUGCUAACUUCCACCUCCGUGCCACCUUGAAAGUGAAGUCUGAGCCUCAGUUUGGUGAGGGCAAGGACUCCAGUGAGGGAGCCUCGCUGCAGCCUGCUGCUCCCGUCUCUAUGGCCAACAAUCCCUCCAUGGAUGUGGCCCACCUCACCUCCUCUGGUGGCUACAGCUCUCCUCCUCCCUCCCUGCUGGCCUGGAAGCAGCUGACCGGCAGCAUCCCUCAGAUGUCGGCCUCGAUGCCCAACCUGCCGGCCAACUCCCCUCUGGCCACUACCUCUCUGGAGAAUGCUAAACCUCAAGUCAAACCUGGUUUCCUGCAGUUUCAGGAAAAUGAUCCCUGUUUGGCUACUGACUGUAAGUACUCAAACAAGUUCCACUUCCACUGCUUGUUUGGAAAUUGCAAGUAUGUGUGCAAGACGUCUGGCAAGGCCGAGUCCCACUGUUUGGACCACAUCAACCCCAGCAACAACCUGGUCAACGUCCGUGACCAGUUUUCCUACUACUCUCUCCAGUGUCUCUGCCCCAACCAGCACUGCGAGUUCAGAAUGAGGGGCCACUAUCACUGUCUGCGGCCUGGCUGCUACUUUGUCACUAACAUCACCACCAAGCUGCCAUGGCACGUCAAGAAGCACGAGAAGGCAGAUCGCCGUGCCGCCAAUGGCUUCAAAUAUUUCACCAAGAGGGAGGAGUGUGGGAGGCUCGGUUGUAAGUAUAACCAAGUCAACAGCCACUUCCACUGCAUCCGCGAUGGUUGCCAGUUCUCCUUCCUGCUCAAACACCAGAUGACCUCACAUGCUCGCAAACACAUGAGGCGGAUGCUGGGGAAGAAUUUUGACAGAGUCCCGUCCCAGGUGAUGCCACUUGGACAGAGGGCAGAUGCAUCCAGCAUGAUAGGGAUCCACCCUGGUAUGAACUCCAGCUUCUCCUCCACCAUGAUGGAGGAGACUGAUGAUUACAUGGACUACAUGGGAGGAGGGGGCAGCCCCUUGGGCCUCUCCUCCGAGUCCUCCAACCAGGACCGGAGCUGCACCAGCACACCUGUAGGCAACGAUGGUUCUCCAGCAGGACAAGGCUGGCUCGCCACCACUUCUGCUCCUACUACCCCUGCUGACACUAGCGCUACCCAAAAUGCACCUCCUUAUUCCCCUCCUCCUCCUCCACCGCCACCACCACCACCACCUCCUCCCUCCACUCUUCAGCCUGGUUUUCAGUCCCAGGCCCCAUCCCUCUCUCCUGCUCUCCUCCGACCUCCUCUCUCCUCACUCCCAUACCUCCUCUCUCCAUCCUGUCUGUCAUACUCUCUGCUCAGCGCCUCUCUGGGAGCCACUCGGAGUGUUGUCAUGCCAACCAACACACCAGCUUUCAGCCCCAUCAUUGCCACUCCGUCUCCGGUUAAAAAUGACGUCCCUAUAGUGCAGGAUGCUGCAGGCAACACCAUUUCCAUUCCCACGGCCACUGGUGCAAAGAAGCGCUUCUGGAUCAUCGAGGACAUGUCACCAUUCGGCAAGCGCCGCAAGACGGCAUCGUCACGGAAGAUGCUGGAUGAGGGGAUGAUGCUGGAGGGCUUCAGGCGCUAUGACCUCUACGAGAACUGCAAGGACACAGGCUGCCAGUUUUCUCUGAAGGUGACCCACUACCACUGCACACGUGAGAACUGUGGCUACAAGUUCUGCGGCCGCACCCACAUGUACAAGCAUGCGCAGCACCACGACCGCGUGGACAACCUGGUCCUGGACGACUUCAAGCGCUUCAAAUCGUCACUCAGCUGCAACUUCCCUGACUGCCAGUUUUCGGGCAACAGCACCCACUUCCACUGUCUGCGCUGCGGCUUCCGCUGCACCGACAGCACCAAGGUGACGGCCCACCGCAAACACCACGGCAAGCAAGAUGUGAUCAGCGCCGCUGGCUUCUGCCAGUUCAGCUCCAGUGUUGAUUGCGAGGUUCCCGACUGCAAAUAUAAGCUCAAGUGCUCGCACUUCCACUGCACCUUCCCUGAGUGUAAGCACACGGUGGUGGGCAUGUCCCAGAUGGACUCCCACAAGAGAAAGCACGAGAAGCAGGAGCGGGGUGAGCUGCCGUCUGUGUCGCCCAAACAGGAAGGGAUGCACCACCUGGGAGGAAGUGUGUCUGUGGUCCCUUCCGCCUCUAUGGGUCUUUCUACUUCCUCACCUAGUGGCCUCUACGGGUUGUCCCGCAGCAUUGACAGCAGUGCUCCCUCCAUGCUCUACCCGACAGAUGGCAUCGGGUCCGAGUAUAACCACCUGUACCCACAGUCCUCCAUCAGCCUGGACGGCUCCCUCAACCUGGGGACCGACACCAGCAGCUCCCUGUUCUUCCUGAAGAAUGCAGCCGGUCUGGGGCUCAGCGACUCACUGGACCUCAGCAAGAAAAUGCACCACGACGCAGCGCGAUCUAGCCACAACCCGGCAGCCCAGCUGGGUCUGCCAGCAGCUCAGGACGACACCACAGGAACAUCUGGAGAGGCUGAAGAUGACCUGUCACCAGAGGAGGAGGUGCAGGCAGAGGAGGAGGAGGAAGAAGAAGAAGAGGAGGAGGAGGAGGAAGAAGAAGAGGAGGAGGCAGACCUUAACAGUGACUCCAAUGAUGAUUCAAUGGCGGAGCCUGAUGGUGAAAAGGACAAUGGCGAGAGUUUUGAUGCUUCCGUUAACCACACUGAUUCUUCCCGACUGGAAAAGCAAGACGUUGACCCAUAAAUAAUAAAAAAAACAAACUACCAGUGACUAUAGGAACUGAAGAAAUACUCUGUGUACUAUGAACAAACAAAAAUGAAAGUGGCCUCAUUUAUCAUGUUUAGAGACUUCCCAUGACAACAAAAAACAACAACAGUGUGGAGAAAAAUGACGGCCCGAAAUGAUUUAUUGUGAUGUUUACAAGAUGACCAACAUUAUUAAUUCAAUUAUGCAUUAAAAAAUAUGAACGGAGACACAGAAUUAGGCCCUGGUUUACACACGGGGCAGCAAUGUAAAGCAUUUUACUACACAUCAGUCUUUUUGUGUGCGUGCAUGUUUGACUUUAAUUUAUUUUCAUUUUUUUCACCUUUUUUGUGUGGA